Messenger RNA from Micropterus salmoides (largemouth bass), 970 nucleotides. RefSeq names its product cytochrome c oxidase assembly protein COX19-like. The transcript has 3 exons. Gene Ontology annotation, biological process: mitochondrial respiratory chain complex IV assembly. The record is from RefSeq and is a predicted model, not a curated record. Gene Ontology annotation, cellular component: mitochondrial intermembrane space. The coding region runs from base 108 to 395 and encodes 95 amino acids. NCBI's taxonomy places the organism in Eukaryota, Metazoa, Chordata, Actinopteri, Centrarchiformes, Centrarchidae.
CAUAUCUACGCGACAGGGUCGCGUACGGCGGCUGUUGUUGUCGCUUUCGCAUUUUAUGGAAAAAGUCCCACAGCUUUUAGAAACAGGCUGUUUAACCCCAGACAAACAUGUCCACAGCUAUGAACUUCGGGUCGAAGAGUUUUACGCCCCGGCCUCCUGAAAAAGGCUCCUUCCCUCUGGACCACUUCGGAGAGUGUAAAGCCUUCAAGGAGACGUUUAUGAAAUGCCUGAGAGACAACAGCUUCGACAACUCCAAGUGCCGACUGCAGUCCAAAGGCUACCUGGAGUGCCGCAUGGACCAUCAGCUGAUGGCCAAGGAGCCUCUGGAGAAACUGGGAUUCAAGGACCUGAUGGAUCCUCCUCCCGGCCAGGCAGACAGAGACACUAAACCCUGACAACGCAAGUCCUACAAAAGCAUGUUGAGGACAAAGGCCUCUGUGAGUGUGACGGAGAGAAGACGGGCCUCAAGGACUUUGAGAAUGUGGGCCUUGAGAUUGAGGACAUUGUGGUUUGCAUUGUGGCCUCAGUUUGAGGUUAAGGAGUACAAAAUAAUUUUAUCAACCCUUUGUGUACAUAACAUAAAAUGAAUAAUAUAUGGAAAUGUUGUUUUGGCAAUAAAUCUUUUGUAUUUAAAUUAAACCGUGUGUGCUGAUUGACAUUAGAUUGAUUUAUUCUUCUCAGCUGCUGGAAGCUCAACACUAAACAGUGUGGAUGCAGUAAAACUCUAGCUCCUGACCUGUCAGUAACACUAAACACUAGAUAACUGUGACUCAAUUGUGUUGCAAAGCAGUUGAUCGUCUAAUGGCGACAUCUGCUGGCCGAUUAUUGCUAUUGAGUUACUUACUUUAUUAAAAACACUUCAAUGAAAAUAACAUUUCCUUCAUGUUCUAAUCCUGUGUCCCAGUGUUAAUUAUCUCUUCAUACAAGUGUGUCAAAGAAAUAGUGAUUUUAGUAUUUUUAUAUCAAAAUU